Messenger RNA from Funneliformis geosporum, 788 nucleotides. NCBI's taxonomy places the organism in Eukaryota, Fungi, Glomeromycota, Glomeromycetes, Glomerales, Glomeraceae. The record is from the annotation of a GenBank genome assembly.
ACCAUUAUACACACCUCAAGGACUCCAGUUAGAAUUGCAAAUAAGGGUACUCAACAAUCUUUUAGAGACAGCCAAAAGAGAAGACGUUGUAACAUUUGCAACUAUUCAAAGAAUUCAAAAGGAAGUAAACGGAAUUAAAGAUUUUAUAAGAUUUCACAAGUUAAAGAUUACAAUCGACGAAAUUCUUGAGUUUUUAAAAUUUGGAAGAUUUUGGUAUUUUUGGGUAGUUUAUUUAUUAAAAGGAGACUUAUAUACUAGUAUUACUGAAAAGGCUUUUGAUAAGGCAAGAGAAAACAAAGAUAAUUCUAUAGUAUUAAAUCAGUGUUUUAAAUUAAUUAUAACCUCCAUAAGAUAUCACGAACUUGCACAAGAAUCCUUUGAAUACUUACUAAAUAUAUUAGAAAACGAGUGGAGUAAUUACUUGGAAACUGACAACUGGAAAAUUGAAACAUCGAUAAAAUCAGAAACUAAUUCAAAAUUAGUAUCAAGGAAAAGUUCAAGAAGAAGUUCAAAAGUAUCAAAAAUGACUGGAAAUAAUGAUGAUAUAUUGGUUGAUACAUCCUCGCGUGAUCAAAGUUCACCACCAAAAAAUAGUAGUUAUAAUCCUUUACAAUUCAUAACUCAUUAUGAGAAUGCAGUGAGUUCUGAAGAAAGAAUAAAAAUGUUGACAUAUCUCGCAAAUAAUAGUAGGCUCUUUAAAAGGAAUUACGAACCUAUUGUAGUUGAAGCAGCUCAUCGCAGAUAUUAUAUGCUUUCUAAUAAAAAGGAUAGUCAGGAUUAUAUAACUG